UAACAAGACAGGGACAGUGGGACACUCAUAUCUGCUCACACGAGAAGGGACUUUUCAGACCAAAGCGAUACGAAUUUUAAAUGUAAAACAUUUUGUUUAAUUAAACCAGUAGGUCUACUACAGCACCCAACUCCUAUAUCAUAUAGCUCAGUCAUAUUGGGGUAACUUGGGUGCCAAACAAACAGAGUAGUGGUGCCGCAACAGACAGAAAUGAUUCCUGAAGUAUAUGCAAUUUAUAGCGAUACAGUCUAGAGCUCCACCAUCUGGACAACUCUAAGAUCUUACACAUAAUAUCAACCACAGAAGCUAAAUGGUGACCUGUUUUGUUUUCCUUUUUUACCGUGUUAACUGUAAACUAUAGCAAGAUUGUGAAACGAUACAGCAGCACCACGGUGGCUGUCAAGACAGGUCUAUUCGUUUUUACGCACGCUCGGACGCAUUAUCACCGCCGUCCAACAGCGGAGCGUCUAGGUAAUGAUCACCACGGAUGCCAAGGAAACAACAUGUACACAGACCUUGAACAUUUCGUGGUAUGUGUGUAUCAUAAGAUAUUAAAACGAUAUCUGAUCGAUAUUUUCUGACGCAUUGCAUCUUUAAAGCUCAAGACCAGGGACAAUGCCGUCUGAGGGAAAAUCAGAUCUGGAAAGAGUGGGUGUCUUCCAGGAGAUGGGCUACAUUUCCGUCGGAGACAAAUAUACUCCUUUUAUUUACCGUCCAUUUAACGAGUCGGCGCACAAGAAUAAACAGAUGCAGACAGCAGGGCCCAAGAGAAAGUCCGGGCUACAGGCUGGGUAUUUCGAUACUCAGUUCAAAAGGAUCUUUGAGCGAGAGGCCCUCAGUGACCCUGUGAAACUAAACAGGCUGUACAGGAUCCAGCAGUCUAAAAAGAACAUAGGAAAGGCCUUCCUCCCAACAAAUGGAGAGAAAAGACCCUCAGGUGUGGGCAGUUACUAUGGCACCAUCAGUGGCCCUAUAGAGGCCAUGAGUGUCCAGCAGGUGCCCAGGAAACCCUACAAAUCACCGGGGAAGAACUUGUACACCAACCCAUCCAAGAAAGGAAGUGGUUAUGGAUAUCCCAAUAUUACCUUGUCCAAACUUGAGCUGUACUCCCCAGACCCCUAUGACAGAGCAAAGGAACUGCUUAAGAGGGAAAUGACUAACCACAAGACGAUGCUGAAAGGAGGACAGUUUCGCUUGAACCUCCACCCAAAGGACUAUUUUGACCACAAUCCCUUCAAACUGGACAAGUCACUCCCACCUCCUAAGAGGACAGAUGAGAGAAAACAUCACUUUGCUGUCCCCUUCAAACCAUCCUCUCCCAGCAAAACGAUUGGAGGUAUGAAAGGUGGGACGUUUGACACGUACCCCAGCCACUCAGCGGACCCGUAUGUGACCCGGAAGGCAAAGACACUGGCAACAAACAAGGAGGGCAAGACCUUUCGGCCAUCCCCAGGGCCCAAGAGCACUCCAGUUAAAAGCAUCAUCACAGUCAAUGUCAACAAGAUGGUGAACGCAACAAACUACAACACCAACACAAUCCCAUCUGUAAUGGCGUAUUGAUGAUCUAACAGCACUCGGGGAGAGAUAGAAUAGCUGAUUUAUUGACUGUGACUGGUGAGAUAUUGCGAAAGAGCUAGUGUUGCCAUUGCACUAUCAACAAUUCUGGUUGUCUCUGAAGGUUAUACAUUUAUAUAUCAUUUGUUGUUAAAAUAGAGAAGAAGAACAUUUUUCUGAAUGUUAAAACGUCUAUUAGAAGAUGUACUAUGAUAUGUAGCUUUUUGGUUAUUAAGCGACUGGUAGAAGGUGUAUUAUGAUAAUAUGGAUAUGUCUUUCACUUGUGAUAGAUAUAAACACUUUUGUAGUUUC
Alosa alosa (allis shad) is the source of this 1866-nucleotide messenger RNA. It is a transcript of the gene cfap96, whose product is annotated as chromosome 21 C4orf47 homolog. Lineage: Eukaryota; Metazoa; Chordata; Actinopteri; Clupeiformes; Clupeidae. The record is from RefSeq and is a predicted model, not a curated record. The transcript has 8 exons. Bases 616 to 1560 code for a protein of 314 amino acids. Gene Ontology annotation, cellular component: centrosome.